AUGACUACCGUUAACUCUAAUAAAAGAGAUUCGGAUGACGGAUUGGAUAGAAGCUCGCAUGCUCAGACAAUUCCACCAGUGUCGGAUUCGGCCUCACCAGAACCCUUUGCUGAGGAGAAGAAGUUCUUUGAGAGUGAUGCUGGAGAUGGAACAAAACGUGAAGACAUGUACUUACAUGGCAAAGCCUUGGCACUCUGCUUGCUAUCAAUUUAUUUCUGCUUGUUUUUGUUUGCUCUUGACCAGACCAUCAUCGUUACGCUACUUUCGGAAGUUGGAAAUAAAUUCAAAGGUUUUGACAAGAUCGGCUGGUUGGGUUCGGGGUUUCUUUUCGCCAUGGCCGUCUUAGUCGCAUUCUGGGGAAAAUUGGCUCUUCUAUUCGGAAGAAAAUACACCAUGGUUGCUGCUAUUUUCUUGUUCGAGGCUGGAUCGUUAAUGUGCGCUUUGGCCGACUCCAUGAACGUCCUUAUUGGCGGACGAGUAUUAGCAGGAGUUGGUGGAGGAGGAAUCCAGACGUUGGUUUUCAUUCUCAUUACGGAAAUUCUCCCUAUCCACAAGAGACCACUUGGAAUGGCGUUGGUCGGUUCCGUCUUUGCUGUUGCUUCUGUCCUUGGGCCUUUGAUUGGGGGUGCGUUCACCACUCACGUCACAUGGAGAUGGUGUUUUUAUAUCAAUUUGCCUGUUGGAGGUCUUGCGCUUGUAUUGUUCUGUUGGACUUUCAACCCUCCUAAAGCAAAGGGCAGUGCUCGUGAAAAGUUGAGGUACAUUGAUUACUUCGGAACUAUGCUUUUGACUUCUGGCUUGGUAAUGAUCCUUGUGGCAAUUACCUUAGGAGGAAGAGACUACCCGUGGCACUCAGGUGCUGUAAUUAGUCUCUUUACCAUCGGUGGGAUUAUAACGAUUGCGUUCUUCUCAUGGACUUUCAAAUUCGCUAAACAUCCAUUGAUCCCAUGGGGCAUUGCUAAAGUGUACCAGACCACCGCUGCAGGGGUCGCUUUGUUUGGAAUGUUUGGCUACUUCAUGGCUUCCUUGUUGUACCUUACCAUUUACUUUCAAGUGAUCCAUAACACUGAUGCAUGGCACUCGGGUUUGCAUUUACUACCAGAAAUUGUCGCAGUUGUGAUUACAUCGAUGAUCGGUGGAAUUGUCGUCAAGAAGACCACCUACAUCAAGCCAUUUGCUAUUGCUGGUGCAUCCAUAGGUUUCAUCGGAUGUGGAUUGCUUACCCUCCUAAAAGUGGACUCUUCUAACCACGAGAAAAUUGGCUAUAUGAUUCCCGUUGGUAUUGGAAUCGGUUUACAAAUGCAAUCUUGUUUGCUUGGAGGCCAGGUGACAGCCCCCAAGUUUGCUGGAGGUGUGAUUUUCGCUACUUCAUGGAUGAACUUCUUGAGAUCUAUAGGUGGAGCCUUAGCUGCUACAUUGGCAGACGCUACCUACACUACUUCGUUUGUAAAUAAGGUGGGCCCAGCAUUGGCCAAGCUGCCACAGUCCAUUCAAGAGGAGCUUUCGCACUACGAUUUGCGGAAGUUGAUCAACUCAUAUGGAGUUAUCCAGACCAUGAGUCCAGAAUCCCAGGCGUUUAUCAAAAAGGUAAUCAUGGAUUCCAUCAGAAAUGUCUUCUACAUGAAUCUUGGAUUCGCAGUAAUUUCCACUGUCGGUGUCAUUUUCACUACCAACAAAAGAUUACCUACUGCUUCGGUUGCGCCAAGAGAUGAAGAUGAAACGAAAGGUGAAACUAAUAAUGACAGCAAAGAAGUAGACGUGGACGAUGAUGUGGCCCACCAUGCUCCGCUGGAAAGCAACACCGAAUCUGCUUCAAGUGUGAGAGAUACUGAGUUCGCAAGCAAGUAA
Messenger RNA from Sungouiella intermedia, 1848 nucleotides. NCBI's taxonomy places the organism in Eukaryota, Fungi, Ascomycota, Pichiomycetes, Serinales, Metschnikowiaceae. The record is from the annotation of a GenBank genome assembly.